Actinia tenebrosa (Australian red waratah sea anemone) is the source of this 384-nucleotide messenger RNA. RefSeq lists its product as uncharacterized. NCBI's taxonomy places the organism in Eukaryota, Metazoa, Cnidaria, Anthozoa, Actiniaria, Actiniidae. The record is from RefSeq and is a predicted model, not a curated record.
AUGCCCAUGGCUUUUUACUGGGCACAAGACGAUAGCAGUAAAUACAAUGCCACUGCUUUGGGUUCGAGCAUGAACUUGGUGUCCAAAUUUGUUAGAGUCCUGCAAGACGUCUGUACCAAUGAGAUCGAAAAAUACGCCCCAUUCCUUCCGUUUGGUGGACCAGGCUGUGUGGUUCAGUGCGACGAGAGUAAAUUCAACCAUAAGCGAAAGUAUAACAGGGGUCGUCUCACAAAGGAUUCGUGGGUCUUUGGUGUGAUAACCACCGAAUACCAACCAGUCGGAGGCUACUACCAGGUGGUUGAACGACGAAACCGCGAAUGCUUGUUGCCCAUAUUACAGAGGUGUUUAAAGCCUGGAAGCGUGGUACUUACCGAAGUAAAGUAA